Molecule: messenger RNA, 629 nt
Organism: Oncorhynchus mykiss (rainbow trout)
Lineage: Eukaryota; Metazoa; Chordata; Actinopteri; Salmoniformes; Salmonidae
Source: RefSeq, a predicted model, not a curated record
UCGGUCGGUGUGAUGGCCGACGCCUGCGCUUACAUGACGCCCGUGAACAUGACGCCCUUUCCCAUCCUGCGCGCAGGCGGAAGUUUACUGUACUGGCUCAUCCGAUUCUCCAUGCUCAGUCUAAUCAAACAAUAAAAGACCAGUGAUAUCAGCAUCCGCCUCUAGCAUACCAUGACUGAACCGAGUCCGGCCCAGAAAAGCUCACAGCCAGGUCAAGAGAUGGCGUCAGUGAAGCUGGAGGACUGCAGUCAAACACUGGAGCUCAAUGUGAUUGUCAAAAAAGAGGAAGAGGAGGAUGAGAGAAGAACCGAGGAAGAGAACGGGGGAGUAGAACAGGAGAGGGAAGACGGUAACAUUGACUCGGUAGAUAUGGAAGAAGAGGAGGACCAGGAAGGAGGAGGUGUGGCCAACGCAGGUAAUAAGUACACUAGCCAGGGAAUAGACUAGAUGUACUAUCCCAAGACCUUAUUAUGUGAAUAUUGAUUGAUUUUAAAUUGAUUAGGUAAUUAAAAGUAGUAGUCUGCUCCAGCUGAAGACAACACAACAUGACACAACAUGACACGACAUGACACGACACAACACAACAUGACCUGACACAACAUGACACAACAUGACCUGACACAACAUGA